Messenger RNA from Heteronotia binoei (common prickly gecko), 2068 nucleotides. It is a transcript of the gene CCDC47, whose product is annotated as coiled-coil domain containing 47. Gene Ontology annotation, biological process: endoplasmic reticulum calcium ion homeostasis. The record is from RefSeq and is a predicted model, not a curated record. NCBI's taxonomy places the organism in Eukaryota, Metazoa, Chordata, Lepidosauria, Squamata, Gekkonidae. The transcript is spliced from 13 exons. Gene Ontology annotation, cellular component: endoplasmic reticulum. Bases 20 to 1603 code for a protein of 527 amino acids. Gene Ontology annotation, molecular function: calcium ion binding.
GCCUUCAGCCUAUGGGCGCAUGCGCGGACUUACGCAAUCCACUUACCUUACGAGGAAGAAGGCCUCGGAGAAAGGCAAAAGCGAGCGCAAAUUCAGCUGGGAAGUGAGGUGGGCCUGGGGGGCGAACGACGUUGUCGUGUCGUUGCGCUCAGCAAAGAUGAGAACUGCAAGCUUCUUACUGGCGGCUCUGUUAAUCCCUUGGGGCAUUUCUCUGGCAAAGUAUGAUGAAUUUGAUGAUGGUGAUGACAUUGUGGAAUACGAUGAUAACGACUUUGCUGAAUUUGAAGAUGUGAUUGAAGAUACUGUGACGGAAUUGCCGCAGCGGAUUGUUACGACAGAAGAUGAUGAGGAAGAGGCCACCAUUGAGCUUGAAGGUCAAGAUGAAAGUCUUGACUUUGAGGAUGCAGAUGCACAGGAAGGCGAUACAGAGAGUGAACCAUAUGACGAUGAAGAGUUCGAAGGUUAUGAAGAGAAACCCGAUGCUUCUCCUGGCAAAAGUGAAGACCAUAUAAAAAUAAUUAAUGUCCCUGCCCACCUCCAAAACAGCUGGGAGAGUUACUACAUGGAAAUCUUGAUGGUGACAGGUCUCCUUGCCUACAUUAUGAACUAUAUCAUUGGGAAGAACAAGAACAAUCGUCUGGCUCAAGCCUGGUUUAAUUCUCACCGGGAGCUGCUAGAGAGUAAUUUUGCUCUUGUUGGGGAUGAUGGCACGAAUAAAGAUGCCACAAGCACGGGCAAACUGAACCAAGAGAAUGAGCAUAUCUACAACCUCUGGUGCUCUGGCCGGGUAUGCUGUGAAGGCAUGCUUAUCCAGCUGAAGUUUCUCAAAAGACAAGACCUGCUAAACGUGCUGGCUCGCAUGAUGAGACCAACCUGCGACCAAGUGCAAAUAAAAGUGACGAUGAAUGACGAAGACAUGGACACCUAUGUUUUUGCUGUUGGGACAAGGAAAGCCUUGGUGCGGCUUCAGAAGGAGAUGCAGGACCUGAGUGAAUUCUGCAGCGAUAAACCCAAGACUGGGGCAAAGUAUGGACUCCCAGAGUCAUUAGCUAUCCUGUCAGAGAUGGGUGAGGUCACAGAGGGAAUGAUGGAUACUAAGAUGAUCCAUUUCCUCACGCAUUAUGCUGACAAGAUCGAGUCCGUCCAUUUUUCAGACCAGUUUUCCGGUCCAAAACUUAUGCAAGAGGAGGGUCAGCCUUUGAAACUGCCUGAAACCAAGAAGACACUAUUGUUUACUUUUAAUGUGCCUGGAUCGGGCAACACGUCCCCAAAAGACAUGGAGGCUUUGCUGCCUCUGAUGAAUAUGGUAAUUUAUUCCAUUGACAAAGCAAAAAAGUUCCGUCUGAACAGAGAGGGUAAACAAAAAGCAGAUAAGAACCGGGCACGUGUAGAAGAGAAUUUUCUGAAACUCACCCAUGUGCAAAGGCAAGAGGCUGCUCAGACCCGCCGAGAGGAGAAGAAGCGGGCCGAGAAAGAGAGGAUCAUGAAUGAAGAGGAUCCAGAGAAGCAGCGCCGCCUGGAGGAGGCUGCUUUGAGGAGGGAGCAGAAGAAACUUGAGAAGAAGCAAAUGAAGAUGAAGCAGAUCAAAGUGAAAGCCAUGUAGUGGGCGGGGGAAAAGCUGCAGGAAACCCCUUUCUUAGUGCCAACCUUAGAAUUUCAGUUUGCUGCCUGCAAACGAGCUAAUUAUGUCUGUGAUCUUAAUAAUUGCCCAUUGAGAACUGCAUUUGACCUACUGUUUAGUUGCAUACGGAAUUAUAUUUGGAAGCUUUUCCUGUGGACACGUCCUCGUGGAAAGGUUAUUGGAACUGGUUACCAUGGAGCUUUUCCUGGAUCAGUCACAGAGUUAUGUCUGGAAAUGGGUAACCAGUUCUAAUGCAACGUUUUCAUUUAUAUGUGCACUGGACUGCUUCAAAAAGUGAUCUCGCAAACACCAAAGCUACCCUGCAGUUGGCAGCACAAGAGGGAUCCUUUGCAUCGGCACUCCCAAUGGUUGGGUUACAAUCCUGGCGACCGCUUCAGUCCCUUUUUAUGUUAGUGGGACUACUAAUAAAUAUUUUUCAGGAUUGCA